AGUUCGACCAGAAGGGCAGGCUGAUGUUCAGCUCUAAACAACAAACCAGGCUGCAGAGAUCAUGGUAAUGAAACGUUCUCUAAAUCACCUCAGGAAAUGCAGGGCCUUGUGGGAAACGUUCUCCUCACCAACUGUUCUGCUGUCCAGGGAGUUCACAAAUAAGAGCGAUGGCGGUUGGUUAAGUUCAAUGUUCAAACAUGAAGUUGAUGCCAGGAAAGAUGCCCACUCCAACCUGCUCUCCAAGAAACCCACCAGCAGCCUUUAUAAAAUCCAGUGGAUUUGUGUCAGUAGUUGGAAAAUAUUUUUUCACAAUGUGAAGCCAGAGUGUUUGGAGUCAUACAACGAAUUAUCAGCCAAGGUCCAUGAACAGCUCCACGGCGAUCCAGAUUACCCCUGUGAAGUGGUGGGCAGCUGGAACACGUGGUACGGUGAACAGGACCAAGCAGUGCAUCUCUGGAGAUAUUAUGGAGGUUAUCCAGCACUGACAGAGUGCUUAGAGAAAAUCAGACACAAUAAGACAUAUUUGGAGUUUCGCAAAGAAAGAAGCAAGAUGUUGGUCUCUCGAAAGAACCAGCUUCUUUUCGAGUUCAGCUUUUGGAACGAUCCUGUACCUCGACCUGGACCCAACAUAUAUGAACUGAGAACUUACCAUUUAAAGCCUGGAACAAUGAUAGAAUGGGGGAAUCACUGGGCUCGAGCAAUCAAACAUCGACAGGAGAACAAUGAAGCAGUAGGAGGAUUUUUCAGUCAGAUUGGAGAGCUGUAUGUUGUUCACCAUCUGUGGGCGUAUAAGGACCUGCAGUCCAGACAUGAUACGAGGAACACAGCAUGGUUAAAAGAGGGCUGGGACGUCAGUGUACAUUACACAGUACCCUUAAUCCAAAGCAUGGAGUCAAGGAUUCUGACCCCCACAAAGAGCUCGCCUCUACAGUGAUUAUUCCAGAAGGGUUCUCAUCUAGGAGGUUCAUUCAUUACAGGAAUUAAGAACUACAGUCAGGAAUUAAUUCUAUAAUAAUGUCUAUGCUUUAUUGUAGAUAGAUAAUUCUGUACAUUUACAUUGUACAUUACAAUUACAUUACAAUUCUGUACAUUUAGGCACUGAUGAAUAAAAUAAAACACAAACAGAAUUCUCUGUUUCUACCAACAUCUGGAUUUGCUGCAAUUGCACAUUGUUGUUUUGAAUAAUAAAUCUGUAGAGCAGU
Molecule: messenger RNA, 1202 nt
Organism: Trichomycterus rosablanca
Lineage: Eukaryota; Metazoa; Chordata; Actinopteri; Siluriformes; Trichomycteridae
Gene: nipsnap1
Product: nipsnap homolog 1 (C. elegans)
Exons: 11
Coding region: 62-934 (290 amino acids)
Cellular component (GO): mitochondrion
Source: RefSeq, a predicted model, not a curated record